This is a messenger RNA of Andrographis paniculata, 4327 nucleotides long. Its product is annotated as mediator of RNA polymerase II transcription subunit 33B-like. Gene Ontology annotation, biological process: regulation of phenylpropanoid metabolic process. The record is from RefSeq and is a predicted model, not a curated record. Gene Ontology annotation, cellular component: mediator complex. Lineage: Eukaryota; Viridiplantae; Streptophyta; Magnoliopsida; Lamiales; Acanthaceae. The transcript is spliced from 12 exons. The coding region runs from base 131 to 4117 and encodes 1328 amino acids.
UUCAUAGAUAAGAAACGAAUCCAGAAAGUUCUUGUCGCUGUCGUCUCUCAAAUUGACUGAUUACCGCUAGCCUACUUCCCCAAAAUUCCAUUCCAUGCACUGUGCUUCACCCCGACAGUAGAUUGAUCCAAUGGCGCUCGAGGCGGUGCAGGACGCCCCGUUGAGUGCAGUAUUGGAGCUGACCAAGGCGGCGCAGGCGAGCGGCGCCGACCCUCUAAUGUGGUCCAUGCAAUUGUCUUCCACCCUCACUGCGGCGGGGGUUUCCAUGCCCUCCGUUGAGGUGGCCGACCUCAUUGUUUCUCACAUUUGCUGGUCCAACAAUGUUCCUAUAGCAUGGAAAUUCCUCGAGAAGGCGCUCACUCUUCGUAUUGCUCCUCCUCUGCUCGUUCUCGCACAUCUUUCUGCUAGGGUAAUACCAAGUCGAAGGAGGUAUGCUGUAGCUUAUAGAUUGUAUAUGGAGCUUCUCCGAAGAUAUGCCUUCUCAUUGCCGUCUCUAAUCAAUGGUCCCAACUAUCAAAGGAUAAUGGAAUCUAUUAGUGAUGUGCUCCAAUUUCAUCAAACAUUUGGGGUUCAGUCCUCCGAACCAGGUUUUCUUCUUGUUGAAUUUGUAUUUUCAAUUGUAUGGGAGCUCCUCGAUGCGUCACUUGAUGAUGAAGCACUAUUAGAACUAACACCUGACAAGAAGUCAAGAUGGCCAAUCCGGAAUCAAGACAUGGAUAUUGAUCAUCUAGGUUCUUAUGAAGGAAAAAGAAUGGAAGGACAAGUGGCCAUGAGUAAGAUAAAUACUAUAAUGGCUAUUGAAAUAAUUGGUGAAUUUUUUCGGAACAAAGUAACUUCCCGGAUUCUUUUUUUGGCCUGUCGAAACAUGCCAGUGCUGUGGGAAUCCUUCAUUCAACAUUUAAGACUGCUGGCAGAAAAAUCGGCAUCUUUAAGAAACUCAAAAGAUAUCACUUCAGAUGAACUAUUGCAGUUAACAUCUGAUCCACACCAUGUUUUGUCACAUGAAUUCCGACUAAACUCAAAACAACACUUCCAUUCGGUAUCAGCAAGGUCACAUAUGUCAUCUGUCGCACAUUGUCAUGGCAUAGUUCAUUCAGCAUUUUGGGUUCCCAUAGAUAUAUAUUUAGAAGAUGCAAUGGAUGGUUCACAAGUUAGAGCUAUUAGUGCUGCUGAAACUCUUGCAGGUUUAGUAAAGGCUCUGCAAGCUCUAAAUCAGACCUCUUGGCAAGACACAUUCCUUGGUUUAUGGACUGCAGCUCUGCGUCUUGUUCAAAGGGAGAUGAAUUCAAGUGAGGGUCCUGUUCCUCGCCUUGAUACUUGUUUAUGCAUGUUAUUGUCAAUCACAAUACUUUCAGUUGUAAAAAUCAUUGAAGACGAGGAGACUGCAGUGGUUAGUGAAGCUGAAGAAAUCUCCACGGGACAGAGAAAAGAUAUUAAGCAAGAGGCAAAGUGUCGUCAAGAGUUAGUUUCCAGUGUGCAGCGAUUACAUGAUUUUGAAGGGUUGUUGUAUCCUCCUCCACCUGUAAGUUCAUUGGCUAAUCAAGCUGCUGCAAAAGCUAUGCUAUUCCUUUCGGGCAUAACAGUCAGCAAUGGGCAGAUUGAUGGCAUGAGCUUGAAUGAGAUGUCCUUGACUAAUUCUGGAAACCUUUGGCACCUAAUUGUCGAAGCCUGCAUUGCUAGAAAUCUUUUGGACACAUCAGCAUAUAUGUGGCCUGGGUAUGUAAAAGGUCUUGGCAGCCAAAUUCCUCGUAACAUUCCUGGAUCAGUGCCUGGUUGGUCAUCAUUCAUGAAAGGGUCUCCCCUAACUCCUCCUAUGGUCAGUGCCUUGGUGUCAACUCCAGCUACUAGCUUUGCAGAGAUAGAGAAAUUGUAUGAAAUUGCUGUCAGUGGUACAGAUGAUGAGAAAAUUUCUGCUGCUACAGUAUUCUGUGGGGCUUCACUAAGUCGUGGUUGGAACAUUCAGGAGCAUACAGGUCUUUUGAUCAUAAGAUUGCUUUCACCUGCUGUUCCCAAAGAUUUUUCUGGAAGUGAGAGCCAUUUGAUAGGUUAUGCUCCAUUUUUGAAUGCUCUUCUCAUCGGAAUAUCACCUAUUGAUAUUAUUCAGAUUUUCUCAUUGCAUGGGUUGGUUCCUGAACUUGCAGCUGUGUUGAUGCCAAUAUGUGAAGUGUUUGGUUCUUGUGUACCCAAUACGUCCUGGACUCUUCAUACAGGGGAGAAAAUUUCUUCGCAUGCUGUAUUUUCAGAUGCAUUCACUCUGUUGCUAAAAUUAUGGAGAUUUUAUCAGCCACCUCUGGACUAUGUACUCGGAGAUACUGCUCCUGUGGGAGCUCAUUUAACUCCUGACUAUCUAUUAGUAGUGCGCAAUUCUCAGUUAGCAUCGUAUGGGAAGCAUCCAAAAAGCCAAAAUAAGUCUAACAAAAUGUCCAAAAUUUUACAUCCAUCUUCUGAAGUUCCCAUAUUUAUGGAGUCUUUUCCUAAGUUAAAGCAGUGGUAUAGGAAGCAUCAGGAAUGCAUUGUAUCGACUCUUUCUGGCAUGGCUCCUGGAAAUCCUGUUCACCAGAUUUUUGAGGCACUUCUGAGCAUGAUGUUUAGAAAAACCAACAGAGGAAGUCAAUCGGGCACUACUUCAACCUCUGGUAGCAGCAGCUCGUCUGCAUCUGGAACAGAUGAUUUCUCACUUAGUCUCAAAUUUCCUGCUUGGGAUAUUCUUGAAGCUGUACCAUUUGUCCUUGAUGCUGCUCUUACUGCCUGUGCCCACGGGAGUCUAUCCCCCCGUCAAUUGACAACUGGGCUCAAAGACCUUGCCGAUUUCUUUCCUGCGUCUUUGGGAGCAAUCGUGAGUUAUUUUUCAGCAGAGGUGACUCGAGGAAUUUGGAAACCUGCUUCAAUGAAUGGAACAGAUUGGCCGAGCCCAGCUGCAAAUUUGUCCACAAUUGAACAACAGAUAAAAACAAUUUUAGCUACCACAGGUGUUCAUAUACCAUGUCUUGCUGCUGGGGGAAGCUCACCUCUGACACUUCCAUUACCCCUGGCGGCCUUCGUUAGUUUCACAAUAACAUAUAAACUUGAUAAAGAUACAGACCGUUAUCUAAACUUGGUCGGUCCAGCCUUGACUAACCUUGGAACAGGUUGCCCCUGGCCAUGUAUGCCUAUGAUAUCAGCACUUUGGGCGCAAAAGGUGAAACGUUGGAAUGAUUUUAUUAUUUUCUCUGCGUCCCAGACUGUGUUUCACCACAGUAAUCUUGCCGUAGUUCAACUCGUUAAAGUCUGCUUUACAGCUGCCCUUGGAUUACAUUCUUCUUCUGUUACUAACAAUGGUGGUGUGGCUGCUCUUUUGGGGCAUGGUUUUGGAUCUCACUUUUCUGGUGGUUUUUCAGCCGUUGCCCCCGGCAUACUAUACCUAAGAGUGCAUCGAGCUGUUAGAAAUGUUCGGUUUCUGACAGAAGAAAUUGUGUCUAUUUUAAUGGAAGCAGUCAAAGAUAUUGCAAGUAGUGGUUUGCCGACCAAGCAAAAGGAGAGGCUGAAGAAGACGAAGUUCAACAUGAAGUAUGGUCAGGUUUCGCUUGCUACUGCCAUGUCUCAAGUGAAGGUUGCAGCUUCGCUCGGUGCAUCUUUACUUUGGAUUGCAGGUGGAAUAAAUUCAGUGCAUUCCCUUAUUAAAGAAAUAUUACCCUCGUGGUUCAUCUCUAGUCGUGGCUCAGAGCCGAAUGGAGAGGAAAUGGGAGGCUCUGUAGCUAUGCUGUGCGGCUAUGCACUUGCUUACUUCAUUGUAUUUUCCGGAACAUACGGUUGGGGAGUGGAUUCAACAUCAACGGCAUCCAAGUACCGACCAUACUAUCUAAAGAAGCACUUGGAAUUUUUCGCAAGCGCCCUCGAGGGAAAAAUAACUCUCGGGUGUAGUAAAGCUACGUGGAGGGCAUAUGUCACCGGGUUUUCCACUCUCAUGGUGAGCUGCACUCCCAAAUGGAUGACGGAAGUCGAUGUGGAUGUUUUGAAGAGAGUCAGCAAGGGUUUGAAACAAUUGAAUGAAGACGAACUCGCCUUGGCCCUUCUUGGAAUAAGCGGAAUUCAUGCUAUGGGUACUGCAGCCGAAAUGAUCGUAGAAGCCGGGAUCUGAAUCUUAUUCAUGAAUCAAUCACACUGAUUUUUCAGUUUGGUAGAUAGACAAACAAGCCAGGAAUUCUGCUCUAAUCACUGUCCUUAGCAUCCGCAUAUGGUAUGUAUGUAUGUAUGUAUGUCUGUAUUUACGUAUUCCUUAGAACAGAUCGGAAAUGUUGUCGGAUUUUUGUUGCCUAUAAACUUCUGUCUCCUUCAUGAGCUUUCAAUA